CUUUACAAUUCAAGAAAUACAUAUAUGACAUUAUCUGGAAUGGACGAAAUCAAAGGGACUUUCAUUCAAAAUAGAUAUAGCUUAAAAUUUCAAACUCAGUGCGUAUUUUACGCAAUAUUGCCAAACAUUUACACAGCAACCGUGUGCAAGUAAAAAUAAAACAACUGUAAAAAACUGUUAUAUAAAAAGUUAAUUGAAAAACUGUUAUAAAAAUUGAAGCCAAAACGUUCUUUGAAGAAUAUCAGCACCAGUUACAGUCAAAAGAUGGUGUUAAAAUUGAUAAUUUUAAUUCACGGUCAUAAAUGUUAUAUUUAAUCAAGAUAUUCAUCAGCAAAAUGACUGAUAUAACUCAAAAUACAUCUAAAUUCUCAUUUCGCACAUUUGAUAUAUAUAGAAGAUUCAUAGAAGUUUUACAACAUAAGCCAACUUAUCUAGAAGAGUUUAAAAUAGGUUCUCCAACAGAAGAAACAUGUCUUGCUGUUAUAAAAAAAGUUUUUCAGUCUCAACAAGAAAAGGAAGAGAUUAAAGAAUACACUCAAUAUUUUGCUAUUCAUGCAAAAAUGAUGGCUGGCCAUGCAGAAAAGCUUCCAGAUAAUUGGAAUGAUGCUAUUAACUAUACUGACAGGUAUAUCAAAGAGAUACGCAAAUACCUUAGAAGAAAAGGAUUGAGUGUUAAAUCUGACUUGAAUAAAGUCAAAAAAAUUGCUAACGAUAUAGCUAAAUACAUACACAAUAAGCCAACUUUUAAACAAAUAGAAGCAAUUACGUAUUACUUGAAGUAUGAUUUGCGUAAUCCUAAAAGAAAUCUUAUUUCUUUACAUGCACCAAAAAUAUCUAAAAGCAAGUCUGACAGUAUUAGUAAAAACAUCGUAAAAUCAAAAAUUAUAAAUAAUAAAGUAGUUGAAGAGGAAAAAGCUACUUUUGUUCAAGAAAAAAAUGAUCAAUCAUCAUCAGCACAUGAAUCUAUGCAAAAAGCUCCACAUUUUUUGCAAAUAAACAACCAAGUAGAUUACAAUAAUUAUGAAGUAAUGAAACCAUCAUUACAACUUGAAAAUAUAGAAACUGAAAUUAUAGAGAAUUUGUUUGAAAUGAUUGAUCCAAGUAUAUCAAAUCAUAAAAUAGAUAAUAAGAAUGAUUUGGAUAUCUUCAAUUAUGAAAGGAAUGUAAUGUCACCUGAAUUAAGUCCAUUUAAUAAUAUAAUAUCGUAUGGGAUGGGGAUAGAAAAUAAUUUUAAAGCAGAAAAAGAUGAAAUAUCUGGAGGGGUUAGCCAAACUUUCAGAACAAAUAUAGUAAAUUGUUCAUCAACCAACUUUAAUACAGUAAAUAAAGACAGAAGCUCAAAUUACAAUUUCCAUUUGAAGAGAAAAUACUGUAGUCCAUUCAAGAGUGAUCAUUACUAUGGUUUGAAGAAACAAUUACAGUUAUGUAAAAUUCCUAAUAAUUUUCCUCAGAAAGCAAUCAUAACUCCAAGUCAAGCAGUAAAAAAUAAUAAUGAUAACUCUUCUGAUUCUGAAAUAAAUAUAGAAAAUGAUAAUAAAGACAAAGAACCAAGCAAGUUUUUCAUGAUGAAUCAAUAUGAAAAAUUAGAUGAUAGUGAAGGGAAAACAGUAUUUGAUUCAGAAAUCAGUGAACAAAUACGAAAUAUUUUUGGUUUUAAAUCAAAAGUAAGAGAUAUGAGUUAUACUGAUGCACUGAAACAUAUAGAUUUAGUUACAACUUUUUGUAAAUUAAAAAGUACAAUUUCUCAACAAGAACUUCUUAUAAUGCAUCAAAUUAGAGAUAAAAUGUAUUUCAAAAGUUUAAAUGAAUGAAAUACAAUGAAAUAAAAUAUUUAUCAUUACUUAUUUAUAAAAUUAUAUUUUUUGAUAAAAAAGUAUCUGAUAUUUCUUUGAAAGUUACCUGCAAACAAAAUUUAUCGAAUAAACAGUUAUCUGCUUUUUC
Phymastichus coffea is the source of this 1941-nucleotide messenger RNA. RefSeq lists its product as uncharacterized. The record is from RefSeq and is a predicted model, not a curated record. Bases 303 to 1811 code for a protein of 502 amino acids. The transcript has 5 exons. Lineage: Eukaryota; Metazoa; Arthropoda; Insecta; Hymenoptera; Eulophidae.